CUGACAGUGGGAGCCGAGGGACACUGCGACAGUCUGCGCUCAGGUCAGCCCGCGGUCCGACAGAGGGAACGCCGUUAAAAUGCCUUCAAACAAAGAUGACGGUGGAUGGAAGAAGUUCCUGUGGAACUCGGAGACCGGAGAGGUGAUGGGUCGAACUGGAGGCAGCUGGUUCAAGAUUUUUCUAUUUUAUGUGAUCUUCUAUGGAUGCCUUGCUGGAAUCUUCAUUGGGACCAUCCAAGCUAUGCUGCUGACCCUGAGUGACUACAAGCCAACCUGGCAGGAUCGAGUUGCACCCCCUGGCCUUUCACACACCCCUCGCGCAGACAAAGCCGAAGUGUCCUUCAACCUCAACGAAAUAGAGACGUAUCUGCCAUACACCAAAGCCUUGAAAGACUUCCUUGCCAAGUACGACGAGGAGAUCCAGACUGACUUGAUGAAGUACGAAGACUGUGGAGAUGAGCCCUCCUCCUACAAGAACCGCGGCGACCUAGAGAGCGACAUGGGUGUCAGGAAGGCUUGCAUGUUUUCUCGCCGUCUGCUUGGACCGUGCUCUGGUGUAACCGAUCCCCAUUUUGGAUUCAAAGACGGAAAACCCUGUCUGAUUGUGAAAUUGAAUAGGAUUGUCAACUUCCGCCCAAGACCCCCAAGCUCCAAUACAUCCAUCCCUGAAGAAGCACAGUACAAAGUCCAGCCAAAUGUCAUCCCCAUCCACUGCACCAACAAGCGGGAGGAAGACGCUGGUAAGAUUGGUGAAAUCAACUACCACGGCAUUGGUGGUGGCUUCCCACUGCAGUACUACCCGUACUACGGUAAGAUGCUUCACCCUCAGUACCUCCAGCCCUUAGUGGCUGUGCAGUUCAUGAACCUGACCAAGAACAUGGAACUGCGUAUCGAGUGCAAAGUGUACGGAGAGAACAUUGCAUACAGCGACAAGGAUCGCUACCAAGGACGCUUUGACAUCAAGAUCCAGGUCACUGGCUCAUGACCACUGCGCUCUUCCAGAGCGCCGCGCUCACCUCUCCCACAUCCCCUGUCAUCCUUCGGUCAAAUCCAAUAAUCUCCUGUAGAAGCUGAGUCUGUGGGGAUCUGGGUUUUUUUUAUGUGGGGGGGGUGGGCGAUGGGUUAGGAGCGGUCAGGCUCUAGCGGUUAAGUCAAUCACAUCUAGUCUAUAAUGAAUAAUAAUGAAAAUCAAGUAGGGGACCCAAUGUAAUCUGUCCACUCUCCUGUCCAUUGUUAGAAUGCGAAUACGAGGGAAGCGUAGCAGUAGAUUGAGGAAAUCUAUUUAUUCUGCUGUGAAUUUCCCACAACCAUUGGACGUGCUUCAUGCUGCUUGCUAGUCUCUGUUUCUUCCAAAUGUUGCCUCUUGUGUGUGCGAUCUGGUCCAUCUCUGCCACCUCACUCCUGCUCUGGCUCUGGCUCUGGAUCCAUGCACGUCCAACUUCUGCACACCUUUGAAGCGACCCGAUGAUCGACAAGGCUGCACUCCAAGUUCGUCUUUUUCCUUUUCCUCCUUUUUUUCCCUAUUUGUUUUUACAUCUGAUCGCAGGGAUACUUUUUAAAUGGCUUCUUCUUGUGCUUUACUCAAUCGUUCUUAAUGCGUUUUAGGGUUUUAUUAUUUCCGUGUCCUGCCUUUUACUGUUGAUUUUUGCCUUGAAUGUACAGUUGUGUGGCAAAACCUGUCGGGACGCUCGAGGCCUUCGCUAAAGGCCGAGGGUAUUCAGUUCCUCUGGAAUUCAUCACCGCACUGUAAUGUUGCUCUGAAUGUUUUCGUUCGUGAACGUGGUGGACAAAUUUUAUAUUUAUGCAGUUGUACAUUUUGUUUCUUUAAAGAAUAUUGUAUAAAUGCAAUACCAAAGGGAGGAGCUAAAGAGGGUCUUCAUCUGUACCAAUGCAGUACUCAUGUAUUUGCUUCUAAUAUGAAGUGCUCAAGUCAAUGUUUUGCCUUGUAACCCUUUAUGGUUUACUCUCAAGUGUCAUGAAUGUAGCCUGUUCAUACACUGAACAAGAAGCAGGGGGACUCCAGCUUGACCUUAAAGCAUCUCAAUAAAACAUGUGAUCUCAGAGUGCUUGGUGGCAUUGGAUGUUGUUGGCAAUAUUUCACUGGAUGUUGUACACACCCGACUGAACAUCAUUUCAUUCUUUGUCAUCAAAUAAAAGGUAGAAAUAA
Molecule: messenger RNA, 2167 nt
Organism: Synchiropus splendidus (mandarinfish)
Lineage: Eukaryota; Metazoa; Chordata; Actinopteri; Syngnathiformes; Callionymidae
Gene: atp1b1b
Product: ATPase Na+/K+ transporting subunit beta 1b
Exons: 6
Coding region: 80-985 (301 amino acids)
Biological process (GO): potassium ion import across plasma membrane; sodium ion export across plasma membrane; intracellular sodium ion homeostasis
Cellular component (GO): sodium:potassium-exchanging ATPase complex
Molecular function (GO): ATPase activator activity
Source: RefSeq, a predicted model, not a curated record